CUGAAAAUUUAGAAAAUUUUAAUUUAGAAAAAUGUCAGAAAAUUCUAAACCUGAAAAAACAAAAAAAGAAAAGAAAGAUACAGGUGAAAAAGUAAAAGAUGCUCCAUUAAAUCCUGAUGGAACUUUAAAAAGCAAAGGACAGCUUCGUGCUGAGAGAAGACAAAUUCAGGAUGCACAACGUGCUGCAAAAAGUUCAGCCUCUGUUCAGUUACCAAAGUCUCAAUCAAACAAUGUUGCUCAAAGUACUCAAAGUAAUAAGAAAUCGACUGAAGGAGUUCAAAGAGUUGCUUACAAUGUAUUGAUGGAUGAUCCAAUAGCACAAAAAAAGGUCUCAAAGAAACUUGCUAAACAAAAUGUACCACAAAGAAAUACACAAGAACAAAAAAAAGUGAAUCUAUUUUCUCAUCUACAUCAAUACGAAGAAGAUUUAUCGCUUACAAAAGAUAUAUCUUUUUUAUCAACUGGUACAAUUCAUCCAGUGAUCAUCAAACUUGGCUUACAAUAUGCAAAAGGCAUUAUAUCUGGUUCUAAUGCUCGCUGCAUUGCUUUACUUUAUGCAUUUAAACAGGUGAUAAAUGAUUACACUGUACCACCUUCUAAAGAGCUUGCCAGAGAUCUAGAGAUGAAAAUUAAACCUUGUAUCAGCUUUUUGUCACAGUGUCGCCACCUUUCAGUAAGCAUGGGCAAUGCUAUAAAGUAUCUCAAGCAACAAAUAACUAAUACACCACAUGACUUGCUUGAAUCUGAGGCAAAACAAAGGCUAACAGAGAGUAUUGAUAACUUCAUAAAUGAGCGCAUUGUGUUAGCAGACAAAGCUAUAUCAGAUUUAGCUAAUUCUAAAAUUGAAAAUGGAGAUAAAAUACUUAUUUAUGGUUUUUCAUCUUUGAUUAUAAAAGUUUUAAAAGACGCAAAUGCAAAUGGAAAACAGUUUCAAGUUGUUAUCGUUGAUUCCAGACCUGAUUUUCAAGGGCGAGAAAGUCUCACAAGAUUAGCAAAUGUUGGAAUAAAAUGCUCAUAUGUAUUAAUUUCAGCAAUAUCUUACAUUAUGAAAGAAGUAACCAGUGUUUUUAUUGGUGCUCAUGCAUUGCUUGCAAAUGGAAAUGUCAUGGGCAGUGCUGGUUGUGCUAUGGUAUGUAUGGUAGCAAAGGCAAACAAUGUACCUGUGUUGGCUUGUUGUGAAACAUAUAAGUUUUGUGAAAGAGUACAAACUGAUGCUUUUGUUUAUAACGAAUUAGCUGAUCCUGACGUCAUAGUAAACCUUAACAACCCUGCAUUAUCAGACGUUUUAAUUGGAUGGAGAGAAAUCAAAUCUCUUUAUCUUCUGAACUUAGUUUACGAUGUAACACCAUCAAAAUUUGUCGAUAUUGCGAUAACUGAAUUAGGAAUGAUACCAUGUACGUCGGUACCGGUAGUUUUGCGAGUAAAAAGCUCGGAAACGUGAGUUUCAAAAAUAUAUAAAAUUUGUAAAUUUUCUUUUUAGCUUUUCUAAUCUAGAAUAUUGACCUGUUCUUAAAAUUA
Hydra vulgaris (swiftwater hydra) is the source of this 1518-nucleotide messenger RNA. Its product is annotated as translation initiation factor eIF2B subunit delta. The record is from RefSeq and is a predicted model, not a curated record. Lineage: Eukaryota; Metazoa; Cnidaria; Hydrozoa; Anthoathecata; Hydridae.